AUGGAUGAAAUACUGGACAAACGCAUCCGGCGGAAGAAAGUUGAGUGCCUCGUCCGCCGGCUUGGAUGGGGACCGCAAGACGCCCCUAGCGAGGGUGGUACUAGCUUUUCCCGCGCGGGAAGCCGUGCCGCAUCAGGGGCUCCAUUCCUGCCCUGCACAACCAAUGCAAGAUCAAGAAUUUCUUUCGCCGCUUCUUUGGAUGGCACUUCAGGCGCGACUAUGAUGACCCAGCCCUUCAACACCUUGUAUUUGACUUUGAAGGAAAUGGCAUGGACUUAUAUAGGUCCUCGGAGGAGUCCUUAUGCAAAUAUGUUGGAAACGCAGAAGUCGCUCAUGUACUAUACAUGCACCUCCGCCAUAGCUACUUCCACUUCGUAUGCUACUUCCCCAUCCACUGUCUGUCUCCAGCCCCCUCACUCAUCCAGCCCAUCACAGGUGCCUCUUGUGCUGUCGAAAUCCCCGACAACCACUCCCAACCAUCGCGCAACAUCACCUGAACCUGUCCCCAUUUCUCACUUUGACACGACCUCCGUCACCCAAUCGCUCCCAUCAACCGUUCGACUGCGAAAGAAAAAUCUCCGCGUGCUGGUGAAUGACCCUUCUCUCCCAGGCUGCUGUGCUGGCAGACACUGA
Messenger RNA from Uncinocarpus reesii 1704, 633 nucleotides. RefSeq lists its product as uncharacterized. Lineage: Eukaryota; Fungi; Ascomycota; Eurotiomycetes; Onygenales; Onygenaceae. The record is from RefSeq and is a predicted model, not a curated record. The transcript has a single exon. The coding region runs from base 1 to 633 and encodes 210 amino acids.